UGCAACCUAAGUGUGAACGCCAGGUUGGCCAUUGCCAUCAGCAUAUCUGGAUGGUCAUCUCAGGCUGCGCUGGACAGCCGAGUGAAGACACCCCAUGCAGCACAGCCUCCGUCGCUGAUUGGCACGCGCCUGGCCUGCAUCAUCUUGCCUGCAUCAGUCCAGCCCACACAGCACAGCCCAGCGAUGGUCGCUCACCACCUGCUCACAUAUCAUCAACCCUCCGCCUACAAAUCCUCUGCCGGCCUGCUCGCGACCUCCAGGCUGUAGGCGCUGUAGACGCUGGCAGACACUGCGCUUAACGAUGCCCUUCUGAAUCAACAUGGCCGUCACGAAGAAGGGCCCCGUUCUCCGCGUCACCGGCCUCGCAGCCUCGCAGCCUGACGAGGAGCUGACGGCAUUGCUGAAGGCUGCAAUCAGCGACAGCCUCACCGACGACGAGCAAUCAAGGGUAGAUGUCAGAGUGGCUGUUGUUCCCUCCUGCUACAACGAUGAGGAAAAGGUCGCGCUGGUGGAGUGCCGUGGCGGGGUGCCUGCGUUCCUGUCAGAGCUGAUAGCCGAUCCGUUGGGGGAGUCACAGAUGGAGAUGGGCGACACGGACAUUAACUUCGACCAGCACUUCUUUGGCUUCACCCAGCUGUAUACGCCAACGCCUGACGCACCAGUUGUUGCAGAUGUGAUCGCCAUCACCGGCCUCGACGGCCACGCGUACGACUCGUGGCGGGGUGAAGGCAGCCUCGGGCGCAUGUGGCUGCGCGACUUCCUGUGCAAAGACCUGCCGUGCUGCCGCACCAUGAUCUAUGGCUACAACUCGAGGCUGUCGAGCCGCGGGGUGGACACCAUCAUGGACUACGGUCGGGGCCUUCUAGAGGAGCUCAAGAAGAUCCGGGGCACAGAGGAGCUACGACAGCGGCCGCUCUUCUUCAUUGCACAUAGCUUUGGCGGUAUAGUACUCGCCCAUUGCCUUGUCAAGGCGGUCCAGACGAUGGAAGACGACCACCCGACAAUAGCAUCCCUUUACAGGGCUACGUACGGCAUGCUUCUGUUUGGGAUCCCACACAAAGGGCUCGUCGUAGAUAAUAUGCAGAAAAUGUUGGCUGGGGAGGAUCGUCACCCGCGGAGUGCACUGCUGGAGCAGAUCAAGGAAAAGUCCGACCUGCUAGCAUCGCAGCUAGACGACUUCAGGAACCUUGUCCGAGACCGAAAGAUCGUCAGCUUCUACGAGAGAAGGCAGACGCAGCAGCUACAAUUUGACAGCGAAGGUGAGCAACGCACGCGGACAGGCGACCUUGUCACGGCGGUAGACAGCGACUCGGCGCUGCUCCAGCUUCCAGGCAAUAUGGAGGACAAGAUCCCUCUGGAUGCUGACCACUCGAUGAUUGUCAAGUUCGACAACAAGAACGCCCAAGGAUACAGCAGCGCACGGGACAAGCUUAUGCAGUUUGCGCGGGAUGCUCCGGGUGCAGUCGCAGGUCGCUUUGCGCGAGCGCAGAACAGGCCUAAACCGUCGAACAUGGUACCAUUUCCACGAGACGGUGCAUUUGUGGGCCGAAAUGAUGUCCUUGCAAAGAUUGAUGAGAUGCAUAGACGUACAGCCUCAAAGGAUCAUAGCCGAGUGGCCCUUGUGGGUCUGGGAGGUGUAGGGAAGUCACAGGUUGCUAUCGAGUACGCGUACAGAGCUAGAGAGGCUGCGCCGCACAUAUGGGUGUUCUGGGUGCACGCGAGCAACGCCGCAAGGUUUAAGCAAGCCUAUCAAGAGAUCGCCGUUAGGGUCGAGCUGCCGGGGCGCGACGAUCCAAAGACGGACAUCCUCUGCUUGGUGCACAACUGGCUCUGCGACGAGAAGAACGGGCGGUGGCUGAUGAUCGUCGACAACGCUGACGAUGAUCAAGUGUUCACCUCGACCAGCGCCAGCGCCAAUGCGGCGGCACCGUUGGCAAGCUUCCUCCCGCAAGCGGCGAGCGGCUGGAUACUGGUCACCUCGCGAGAUCUGAUCGCCGCUAUGAACCUAGUGGGAGCGAGACUUAACGUGAUUGAGGUGGAGCCGAUGGGCGAGCGCGAGGCACUGAAGCUGCUGAGGUCGAAGAUGCAGGUGGUCGAGUCUGCUGAGGGUGACGCGCGAGCGCUUGUCAAGACGCUAGAAGGCAUCCCGCUUGCUGUCACCCAUGCGGCCGCAUACAUUACAGUGAACAAACCGAUGGUGGAUAUCGCUACGUAUCUCGAGCUGUUCCGCGAGAGCGAAGAGAACCAAGCGCACCUCCUAAACGACAAGAAGGCAAGAGACAUAAGGCGAGACGCUGGUGUGUCAAGCGCGGUCAUCACCACCUGGCAACUAUCGUUCGAGCAGAUCCGAAAGACGAGGCCUGAGGCGGCGGACCUGCUCUCGCUAAUGACCAUGUUCGACAGACAGGGUGUCCCCGAACACGUAUUAUAUGAGGGCAGAAGCAAGCUGCAAUUUGCAGAAGCUGUAGGGCCAUUGCUACGAUUCUCUCUAAUCAGGGCGCAAGCUAGAGAGCAGCCAGAAAUGCGACUCCAGGAGCAACUGUUUGAGAUGCACAGCUUGGUGCAGCUCGCGACGAGGGAAUGGGUGAAGUUGCAUGGUCAAGUUGAUGUGUGGCAGAGAGCAGCGCUGCGGAUCAUGGCGGCAGCAUUUCCCAGUGGCCAGCACGAGACGUGGGCGGCUUGUCGAACUCUGCUUCCGCACUCGACAAAGGUGCUUGGCUACAGCACGGAGAAGAACGAUGAGGCGAGGCUGGACCAAGCGACGAUCGCGACCAACACGGCGUGGUACCUGAUGCUGAUGGGGCAGUAUGCAGAGGCAGAGCGGAUUGGAUGCAGUGCAGUUGCGGCAAGAGAGGAGGUGCUUGAGCGGGAGCAUCCCGACACGCUCACCAGUGUCAGCCAGCUCGGGUCGCUUGGGUCGGUGCUAGAGAGGCAGGGCAAGUACGAAGAGGCAGAAGCGAUGCAUCGACGAGCACUGCAAGGGUCAGAGAAGGUGCAUGGGCGAGAACACCCCAGUACAUUCGCCAUCGUCAGCAAGCUUGGGACGGUGCUGUCGAGGCAGGGCGAGUACGAGGAGGCAGAAGCGAUGCAUCGACGAGCGCUGGAAGGAAGAGAGAAGGCGCUUGGGCUCGAGCACCCCGAGACGCUCACCAGUGUCAGCAAGAUUGGGUCAGUGCUGGAGAGGCAGGGCAAGUACGAGGAGGCAGAAGCGAUGCAUCGACGAGCGCUGGAAGGAAGAGAGAAGGCGCUUGGGCUCGAGCACCCCGACACGCUCACCAGCGUCAGCAACCUUGGGCUGGCACUGUGGCGCCAAGGGCGGUUUGUGGACGCCGAAACCCUGGGUACACAGGUCAUGGAGACAAGGAAGAGAGCGCUUGGGCUCGAGCACCCCGACACGCUCACCAGUGUCAGCCAGCUCGGGUCGGUGCUGUCGAGGCAGGGCAAGUACAAGGACGCAGAAGCGAUGCAUCGACGAGCGCUGGAAGGGUGCGAAAAGGCGCUUGGGCUCGAGCACCCCGAGACGCUCACCAGUGUCAGCCAGCUCGGGUCGGUGCUGUCGAGGCAGGGCAAGUACAAGGACGCAGAAGCGAUGCAUCGACGAGAUCUAGAAGGGUCAGAGAAGGUGCUUGGGCUCGAGCACCCCGACACGCUCACCAGCGUCAGCCAGCUUGGGUUGGUGUUAUGGAGCCAAGGGCAGUUUGCUGACGCCGAAACCCUAGAAAUACGGGUGAUGGAGACAAGGAAGAAGAUGCUUGGAGAUGACCAUCCAGACACGCUGACGGCAAUGGCCAACCUCGCGUUCACGCUCAGGUCGCAAGGUCGCAAGCAGGAGGCUAUAUCGCUAAUGGAAGCAUGCGUUCAAGCACAGACACAAGUCCUCAGGCCUAGCCAUCCUGACACUGAGUCUUCUACAGCGACGCUGAACCUGUGGCGUUUAGAGAGCCUCGAUCUAGGGACGUGA
This is a messenger RNA of Macroventuria anomochaeta, 3961 nucleotides long. Its product is annotated as TPR-like protein. The transcript has 10 exons. Gene Ontology annotation, molecular function: protein binding; ADP binding. The record is from RefSeq and is a predicted model, not a curated record. NCBI's taxonomy places the organism in Eukaryota, Fungi, Ascomycota, Dothideomycetes, Pleosporales, Didymellaceae. Bases 320 to 3961 code for a protein of 1213 amino acids.